UUCGGGGGCGAGGUGAGGUGAGGUGAGGUGGUUAUGUAAGACGUGUGUAAGGAGAGAUGGGAUAGUUGGGUAUAAAGGGUUGCUUCCCAUGGGGGGGUAUGGGGAGAAUAUUAUCAUUAUUACCAUCAUCAUCAUUACCAUACCACCAUCAUAGAGAUUUUCGGACUCGAAUCAAUCCAACAUAUCACCUUCGGACUUACGUAUCUACCUACAUACGCAUAUACUCAAUCCACUCAAGCCAUCGGUCGAGUAAUCAACCCGAAUAUCUUUCUACGAUAUCUACACGAUACAACGCACGAUACUACACAAACACACGAUACAACUACACCUCAAAAUGGGCUGCUUCGCAUCUAAACCAACAACGAGCCGCCGCGCAAUGCGGCAAUCUCGCCAUAACGGACACCAUGGCGCUGGGUAUGCGGGCGGGUAUGGAGUGGCGGCUACAGGAGGAGGGUUCUUUGGUGGGGGGGAUGGAGGGGGAGGUGGAUUUGGAGGCGGAGGAGGAGAUGGAGGGGGAGGUGGUGGAGGUGGUGGAGGUGGUGGAGGAGGAUGUUAAUUGUGAGGGUAUGAGAAUGCGGGAUAACACGGCGUUUUGGGUUCGAUUAUGAUUGCGAAGCACUACAAGAAGACUUUCUGGGGAGUAGAUUACUUGGGUUACCCAGACGGUUGUAUACUUAUUAAUUUCGCCUUGACAUGGUCAUUAUCGUCAACACUUUUCCUCACGUAUGGUU
Dothidotthia symphoricarpi CBS 119687 is the source of this 731-nucleotide messenger RNA. RefSeq lists its product as uncharacterized. The record is from RefSeq and is a predicted model, not a curated record. The transcript has a single exon. Lineage: Eukaryota; Fungi; Ascomycota; Dothideomycetes; Pleosporales; Dothidotthiaceae. Bases 99 to 608 code for a protein of 169 amino acids.